AUGGAGUACGUGGAGGAGUUGUACGCAAUGCUGCGGCUGAAGUGGAUGAUGCGGCAGCUUGAGCGGAGGUUCCCGCGCGAGGACGAUGACUUCCGCUUCUGCUACGAAAUACUGCAGUCGGUCUCACGUUCCUUUGCGCUCGUCAUCAUGCGGCUCGACGAGGAGCUUCGGGACGCCGUGUGCAUCUUCUACCUCGUCCUCCGCGCCCUCGACACGGUGGAGGACGACAUGAGCCUCUCCGUCGAGUUUAAGCUGCGAGAGCUGCCGAAGUUUCACGAGCACCUGCGCGACAGGGCGUGGUGCAUGACGGGCGUUGGCGCGGGCCGCGAGCGCGAGCUGCUUGAGCGCUACACCCACGUCACGGGCGCCUACGCAAGCCUGGCCAAGGCUUACCAGGACGUCAUCUCGGACAUCUGCGAGCGGAUGGCAAACGGAAUGUGCGACUUCCUCGCGCGCAAGGUGGAGACAAGGGCGGACUACGACCUCUACUGCCACUACGUCGCCGGGCUUGUGGGCCACGGCCUCACACGGCUCUUCGUCUCGAGUGGGCUGGAGGAUCUGCGGCUGGCCGACGAUCUUACGAAGGCGAACCACAUGGGCCUCUUCCUGCAGAAGACGAACAUCAUCCGUGACUUUUACGAGGACAUCCGCGAAGUUCCGCCGCGCGUCUUCUGGCCCCGCGAGAUCUGGGGGCAGUACACCGACGACCUUCACGCCUUUACGGACGAGCCGCACGAGGCGAAGGCCGUGGAGUGCCUCAAUGCGAUGGUGGCGGAUGCCCUGGUGCACGUGCCGCACGUCGUUGAGUACAUCGCGUCCCUGCGGGACCCAUCGCUGUUUGCCUUCUGCGCCAUUCCGCAGGUGAUGGCGAUGGCCACCCUCGCGCUGGUCUUCAACAACAGGGACGCCUUCCACACAAAAGUGAAGGUCAGCCGCGGCACCACGGCCCGCAUUUUUCACUACUCCACUCGGCUGCAGCCGACGCUGCAGAUGCUGAAGACCUACGCGCUUCGCCUCGCCGCCCGCGCGGCCCCCGAGGACGCCUGCCACGACACGAUUGUCGGGCUUGUGGAGGACGCGGUGCGCGCCAUUGAGGCGUGCCAGGCGGCCAAAGAGGAGAGUCUGACGCGCUCGCUCCUGACCCGCUACCCCGCGCUCGGGGGCCGCCUGCUGUACAACCUCGUCGACAACGUUGUCGGCUACCUCGGCAAGUAG
Messenger RNA from Trypanosoma conorhini, 1215 nucleotides. RefSeq names its product squalene synthase. The coding region runs from base 1 to 1215 and encodes 404 amino acids. Gene Ontology annotation, cellular component: endoplasmic reticulum membrane. The transcript has a single exon. The record is from RefSeq and is a predicted model, not a curated record. Gene Ontology annotation, biological process: farnesyl diphosphate metabolic process; lipid biosynthetic process. Gene Ontology annotation, molecular function: squalene synthase [NAD(P)H] activity. Lineage: Eukaryota; Euglenozoa; Kinetoplastea; Trypanosomatida; Trypanosomatidae.